Cinara cedri is the source of this 768-nucleotide messenger RNA. The record is from the annotation of a GenBank genome assembly. NCBI's taxonomy places the organism in Eukaryota, Metazoa, Arthropoda, Insecta, Hemiptera, Aphididae.
AUGCAAAAUGUUGAAGAGACCAUACAGCCUGUGCUAUUACAGGUUAUAAUAACCAAAUUAGCGAGCAAAGCUUUCGCAAUAACUCAACAUAAGGAAAUUUCCACAUGGAAAAUACUUAGGGAAAAUUUAGAAGGCAAAUUCUGUGCUACAUGCACACCAGGAUAUCUUCAGUUAGAGCUCACUAUGACUAAAUUCCAACAAGGAGAAACCGUACGAGAGUAUGCAACAAAGGUAAAAAACUAUUUCACAAACUCUACAAUAUAAGCACAAAGGAUGAAUAAUCCAGUGACGCAAAAGCUAUACAUAGCUACAUAAAAAAAAACAACCUUAACUACGUAUAUUGAAGGUUUACCAUCUUCUAUUCGAGGUGUAGUGAAAUUAAAGAAUCACCCAACGUUAGAAGAAGCUUAAAAGGAUAGCUAAAAGGAUAGCUUAGAAAAAGAAAAAAAUUCUCAAUCAAAUUAGAGAACCCAACGUUUGUUAAAUAACAAACCAAAUAAUAGGUAUAACAGUAAAUAUUGUAAAAAUUGCCGGAAAUGAAACCAUAAUACAAAUAAGUGCAGAUAUGGAAAUCACAAUGUUGAUACUGGACAGCAAAAUAAACAAUCCAAAGGAUUCAAUAAUCAAAGGAAUCAGGAUAUUAAACAAGUAUCAUGUAUUUAUUGCAAGAAAUUUGGUCAUACAAUAAAAGUAUCCUAUAAAAAGAAAAAUGCAGAUUCAAGAAAAGAAAUUCAAGAUAAUCCAUCAACGUCGGGAAACGCCAAAUAA